Messenger RNA from Heteronotia binoei (common prickly gecko), 1411 nucleotides. RefSeq names its product early growth response 3 (gene EGR3). The record is from RefSeq and is a predicted model, not a curated record. Bases 179 to 1411 code for a protein of 410 amino acids. Gene Ontology annotation, molecular function: RNA polymerase II cis-regulatory region sequence-specific DNA binding; DNA-binding transcription factor activity, RNA polymerase II-specific. Gene Ontology annotation, biological process: regulation of transcription by RNA polymerase II. NCBI's taxonomy places the organism in Eukaryota, Metazoa, Chordata, Lepidosauria, Squamata, Gekkonidae. The transcript has 2 exons.
UCCCCUUCCCCACCCCCCUCCCCCCCUCCAGCGCUGCAACUUUUCUCUCGCAUGAUCUCCGUCGCACGGAUUUGCUCUUCGGAUGCCGUCUCGUCGGGAAGGGAGCUCGGAGCCGCUUUGAACCCGCGGCGGCAGCAACAGCAGCAGCCUCCCGCCGCCCUCCUCCUCCGCCAGUGCUAUGACAGGCAAACUCUUGGAGAAGCUGCCGGGGACCAUGAACACUUUGAUGAACCAGUUGCCUGACAAUUUGUACCCAGAGGAGAUCCCCAACUCUCUCAACCUCUUCGCCGGCAACGGGGAGGCGUCGGUGCCUCACUACAAUAACCAGAUGGCGGCAGAUAAUGUUAUGGAUAUUGGCUUAGCCAACGACAAGCCCAGCCAGGACCUGUCGUCGUACUCGGGCUCCUUCCAGCCCGCCCCGGGGGGCAACAAGACGGUGACCUACCUGGGCAAGUUCGCCUUCGACUCGCCGUCCAACUGGUGCCAGGACAACAUCAUCAGCCUGAUGAGCGCGGGCAUCCUGGGGGUGCCGCCGCCGCCGUCCUCCUCCAGUGCCCUCGCCAGCAGCACGCAGGCCUCGACGGGCAGCAUGGUGCAGGUGCAGAGCCAGGCCGAGGUGGAGGGCAUGUACCCGGCGCUGCCCCCCUACUCCACCUGCAGUGACCUUUACCCGGGCGAGCCCUUCCACGACCCGCAGGGCAACGCCGGCCUGCCCUACUCGCCGCAGGAUUACCAGGCCGGGGCCAAGGCCGGCGCCCUCGACGGCAACCUCUUCCCCAUGAUCCCGGACUACAACCUCUACCACCACCCCAACGAGCUGGGCGGCCUCCCCGAGCACAAACCCUUCCAGAACCUGGACCCCAUCCGGGUCAACCCGCCGCCCAUCACCCCGCUGGAGACCAUCAAAGCCUUCAAGGACAAGCAGAUCCACCCGGGCUUCGGCGGCCUGCCGCCCCAGCAGCCCCACCAGCCGCCGCUCACCCUCAAGCCCAUCCGGCCGCGCAAGUACCCCAACCGGCCCAGCAAGACGCCCCUGCACGAGCGGCCGCACGCCUGCCCCGCCGACGGCUGCGACCGCCGCUUCUCCCGCUCCGACGAGCUCACGCGGCACCUGCGCAUCCACACGGGCCACAAGCCCUUCCAGUGCCGCAUCUGCAUGCGCAGCUUCAGCCGCAGCGACCACCUCACCACCCACAUCCGCACGCACACGGGCGAGAAGCCCUUCGCCUGCGAGUUCUGCGGCCGCAAGUUCGCCCGCUCCGACGAGCGCAAGCGCCACGCCAAGAUCCACCUCAAGCAGAAGGAGAAGAAGGCCGACAAGGCCGCCGCCAGCGCCAACCCCGCCGCCGCCGCCGCCGCCGCCUCGCCGCCCGUCUCGCUGCCCCCCCCGGUGGUCACCACCUGCGCGUGA